AAAUUGCAAAAAAAAAAAAAAAAAAAGGUAAAAGCCAUGACGAGAGCAAAAAGUUGAGAUCCUUUGGGUGCUCCCCUAUCUGAACUUCACCGAUCAACGACCUUUACCAACCACCGCUCCAGAAUAAACCCAGAAGACAAAAAAGAUGGGUGAAUCUCCUGAUCUCAUAAGCGAUCUACCUCAGAGCAUACUCGAGAACAUCCUCACUCACCUCUCCAUCAGAGACGCGAUCAGAACCAGCCUCCUAUCCACCAAAUGGAGAUACAAAUGGUCAACACUCACCGACCUCGCCUUCGACGAGAAAUGCGUCUCCCCUUCAACCGACCGGGCCCUUGUCGAGACCAAUCUCGUCAGAUUCAUAACCGGUGUCCUCCUCCUCCACCAAGGACCCAUCCACAAGUUCCACCUCUCCACCUCCUUCCUGCAAUGCCGCCCCGACAUCGACCAGUGGCUCCUCUUCCUCUCCAGGAACGGGAUCAAGGAGCUCGUCCUCGAGCUAGGAGAAGGAGAGUUCAGAGUCCCUUCUUGUCUCUUCCAAUGUCUGAAACUCACGCGUCUGGAGCUUUGCCACUGCGAGUUCGACCCUCCAAAGUCUUUCAACGGCUUCUCCUCUCUCAAGUCUCUUACCCUCCACCAGAUCCUAGUCUCCCCCGAGGCCAUUGAGAGUUUGAUCUCCGGAUGUCCGCUUCUCGAGUUCUUGUCUUUGUCUUACUUCGACAGCUUGGUGCUGAGCAUAUCGGCUCCGAAUCUCAUGUACUUGUAUCUAGACGGUGAGUUCAAGGAUAUUUUCCUGGAGAACACGCCGAAGCUGGUGGCGAUAUCGGUUUCUAUGUAUAUGCAUGAGGAUGUUGCUGACUUUGAGCAGAGUUCGGAUUAUAAUCUUGUUAAGUUCCUUGGUGGUGUGCCUCUUCUUGAGAAGCUUGUUGGUUAUAUCUACUUCACUAAGUAUUUGAGCGUAGGAGAUGACCCGGGAAGGCUUCCGAUUACUUACAUUCAUCUCAAGACUAUAGAACUUUACCAAGUGAGUUUUGAAGAUGCUAAUGAGGUACUUGUACUUCUUCGUUUGGUCACUCACUCUCCUAACCUCAAAGAGCUCAAAGUUUCGGCUUCACCGAUCCAGCUGUUUCCUCUAGAAGAAGAAAGUUUCGACCUUUUCGAAAGAGACUACUUCGAGUACAAACUCCCGAGGCUAGAAACGGUGAGGAUGACAGACGUUUCCGGGAUAAGGAAUGAGUUGGAGUUUAUAAGAUUCUUGAUGGGAACUUCACCAGUUCUGGAGACGGUCAUUGUAACAUCGAGUUUGUCAGAUAAAGAUGCGAGGAUGGAGAUGGUUGUGGAACUGCUCAGGUUCCCGCGUGUUUCUCCUCGAGCUCAGUUACUCUUCCUUCAAGAUUGAGUCUCUGUUUAACUCUCUCUCUCUCUCUCUCUCUCUCUCUCUGUAUGUUCAUUUGCCCAAUAAAGGGUUUUGAAAAUAAUUAGAUGGAUUUAAUGUAGUCUGACCAAAGAUGGAUGAUAAAAAAAAAGAGUUAAUAAUGGUUGCAGAGACUUUGUUAUACAGUUCAAAUCAUAAUAGCAAAAAAAUCAAACUUCAUUGA
Brassica napus (rape) is the source of this 1595-nucleotide messenger RNA. Its product is annotated as F-box/FBD/LRR-repeat protein At1g13570. The record is from RefSeq and is a predicted model, not a curated record. Bases 146 to 1396 code for a protein of 416 amino acids. Gene Ontology annotation, molecular function: protein binding. Lineage: Eukaryota; Viridiplantae; Streptophyta; Magnoliopsida; Brassicales; Brassicaceae. The transcript has 4 exons.